AUGGCGGGACCUGGAAAGAGCGCUGCGGUUGCGCCGUCCAAGGGCCUCGAUGCGGAUGCGCCCUACCUGGUUGAGUCGUAUCAGAACAGCACUGGAAACGCGGGCACCGAUGACCCUGUGCCCGCCUAUACCUACUCUGCCGACCCCCGCGGCGCGGCGCCUGCGCAGAGGUCGUGGGACGAAGCGGCGCGCGCUAAGGCAAAUCCUAUCCGCCCGGCCGCGACACACAAUGCUGGCCAUGUGUACAUUGACGUGGAUGCGGAACGGCUCCAGCAGAGCGAGGGCAGCGCACCGGCAUUUGCCCCUGCACCGAUCAACUCAACCAUCACGGGGUAUGCGACGGCCCUCGGCUGGGACCUGAGCAAGCUCUGUGCGCUGACCUAUAUCUUUCCGCCAUUUACGAGCAUAUUCGUGCUAAUCUGGGAGACACAAAACGAUCUUGUGCGCUUCCACGGCUAUCAGUCCGCGCUGGCCAGUGCGGUGGUCGUCGGCACGUCGUUUGUGCUGCGCGUGCUCUUUGGCUGGCGGACGCUCGCGUGGCUACUUGUGCGUGCGUCGCUGAUUGCGUCGUGGUACUGCGCGUACGUCGCGCACCAGUCUGCUACUGCGCUCGAGCGCGACCCCUUUCUGCCGCUUGUCGGCCCGUGGGCCGUGUCGUUUGUCGGCGACGAAUAA
This is a messenger RNA of Malassezia japonica, 675 nucleotides long. RefSeq lists its product as uncharacterized. The record is from RefSeq and is a predicted model, not a curated record. Lineage: Eukaryota; Fungi; Basidiomycota; Malasseziomycetes; Malasseziales; Malasseziaceae. The coding region runs from base 1 to 675 and encodes 224 amino acids. The transcript has 2 exons.